Talaromyces stipitatus ATCC 10500 is the source of this 1656-nucleotide messenger RNA. RefSeq names its product oligosaccharyl transferase subunit (beta), putative. The transcript has 4 exons. Bases 110 to 1498 code for a protein of 462 amino acids. Gene Ontology annotation, cellular component: endoplasmic reticulum membrane; oligosaccharyltransferase complex. NCBI's taxonomy places the organism in Eukaryota, Fungi, Ascomycota, Eurotiomycetes, Eurotiales, Trichocomaceae. The record is from RefSeq and is a predicted model, not a curated record.
AACAUUCAUUCUUUCGGUGUUGUCUUCAAUUGUUGUCGCUUCAGUUCGGAUAUUUUUCUAGAUAUCAAGUCGACUGUCCAACCCGCCUUGAGCGGAGACCUAUUACAAGAUGAGGUCGUUUCUUUCUUUUCUACUACUUGGCUUCUGGGGAGCUUGCGUACAUGCAUUGAGUAGCUCGGGAUCCCGCUUGCUCGUCGUUUUGGAAGAAGACAAGAACUUAUAUUCGAAUUUAUGGGCUGAUUUAGAAGACCGCGGCUACGACAUCACUUUCGAAUCUCCCAAAAGCGACAAGUUGUCGUUAUUUGCACAUGGAGAGAAAGCAUACGACCACCUUAUUCUCCUUCCAUCCAAGUCGAAAGGUCUUGGUCCUGCAUUGACCCCCAAGCUUCUGCUCGACUUCGUCAACAACGAGGGCAAUGUUCUUCUCGCCCUUUCCGGAAAGUCUACUACUCCUAGCUCCAUCAACUCUCUCCUCCUUGAGCUAGAUCUGCAUAUCUCGCCUGACCGUUCGUCAAUUGUGAUCGAUCAUUUUAACUACGAUACUAUUUCUGCGUCCGAAAAGCAUGAUGUUCUUCUUCUACCUCUGCCUGAUCCCGUGAGGUCAGAUGUAAAAUCAUUUUUCUCCGGUGAAGGUGUACUAGCUUUCCCCCGCCCGGUGGGACAGUCUCUUGGAAACGCCAGCCCGCUCCUUACACCUAUCGUACGAGCCCCCGAAACAGCUUAUAGCUACAACACCAAGGAGGACUCUCUUUCCGUCGAGGAUAGCUUUGCGACUGGCUCGCAAUUGGCGUUGGUAUCGGCACUACAAGCGAGGAACUCUGCUCGUUUCACUGUUCUCGGAUCUGCAGAGGCUCUGGAAGACAAAUGGUUUUCUGCGUCUGUCAAGGCUCCGAAAUCCAAGUCGGCAGUUACAACUGCAAAUCGGCAAUUUGCCAAGCAGCUCACUGCUUGGACAUUCCAGGAGCUUGGCGUUUUGAAGGUUGGCAAGAUUGAGCAUUAUCUCAGUGAUGAAUUUGGAAACAUUGAAGGCGCGGUGAACCCGAAGAUUUAUCGCAUUAAGAACGACGUGACAUUUGAUAUUGAAGUUUCUGAGUAUGAGUUCGAUAAGUGGAUUCCAUACAAGGUUCCCGCCAACGACGAACUCCAACUUGAGUUCACCAUGCUAUCUCCCUGGCACAGACUUAAGCUCUUGCCCAAAUCCAGCACUCUGAACAGUACCGUCUUUGGCGUCACUUUCACCACUCCCGACCAACACGGCAUUUUCUCAUUCCGAGUAAACUACAACCGCCCAUUCCUGACCAACAUCGAAGAGAAGCAUGAGGUUACUGUCCGCCACUUUGCGCACGACGAGUACCCACGAAGCUGGCAGAUCACUGGUGGAUGGGUAUGGAUUGCGGGACUUUGGUCUGUUAUUGGGGGUUUCAUUGCAUUUGUGCUAGUAUGGCUCUAUUCGGCCCCGGUGCUGAGCGCAGAAGCGAAGGUUCAGAAGAUCAAAUAAAGAUUUCGAAUUAUAUCUUAUAUACAAAAGAAGUUUGAUGUGGGUUAUAACGAGGGAAAUUGAAUUCCUUGAUGGAUGGCCAGUAUUGUACCACGCUUUUUUGAGAUAUCAUGAAUUGAAUGUAUAUUACACUGCAACAUGAAUGCUAUUCAUUUUUA